Closterium sp. Naga37s-1 is the source of this 6801-nucleotide messenger RNA. NCBI's taxonomy places the organism in Eukaryota, Viridiplantae, Streptophyta, Zygnematophyceae, Desmidiales, Closteriaceae. The record is from the annotation of a GenBank genome assembly.
AUGGGUCACGCGCGGAGCGCGAGUUACGGAUACGGCUUUAAACCCACCACUCCGAGCACCAUGCGGCCGGUGAUAGAAGAAGAAUGCGAGGGAAUCGAAUCCAAAGAAGAGCCAAGUCCUGACGACGCGGUGACAAACGGAUACUUGGGAGAAAGUUUAAGUCAGUGGAACGUGGGGGAUGGAGGAACGGAAGGAGGGAAUGGAGAGGCGGCCGAGGACGCGGAAGUGGAGGAGGAGGGAGAGGAGGAAGAGGAAGAGGAAGAGGAGGAAGAGGAGGAAGAAGAGGAGGAGGAGGCGGAGGAGCAGGUGAAAGAGGUGGUUGCAAUGGAGGGUGAUAGUAGCGCGGGAACGGCGCGACUGGGGUCGGUGAUUGCCAUUGGGGAAAGCGGAGAAGGGACAUGGGGCGGCGGCGCGGGGAAUGAGGGGGGAGGAUACCUGUGGAUGGCAGAGGAUGGGAGGAGGGAAGAGGCUGGAGUUAAUCUUGAAAUUAGUGAUGAGACGAGUGAGGGAAUCGUGAGGGAGAGGGUGGAGGAGACGGAGGAGGAAGCGGGUGUGGAGGAAGGGAGUUCGGUGGUUGAGGGGAGUGGCUCUUGCAGUGGGAGGUCUGAGAGUGAGGGAGGUUCUGACAGUGCGAAGGAGUGUGAGAGUGAGGGGGAGUCUGUGAGUGCAAAGGAGUUUGAGAGUGAGGGGAUGUCUGAGAGUGAGGGGAGGUCUGAGAGUGAGAAGAAGUCCGAGAGUGAGGGGAGGUCUCGUACCACCGGCGGUCUGUCGCGUAUGGCAGAAGCAAUUUUGGAGUUCGAGCGGACCGUUAGCGAACAGGAGAAACAGCUCUUAGCGGAGCGAGAGGCAAGAGCGACCUUUGGAUCAGUAUUGGACGGUCGGAUUGACUCCGAGGAGGUUAGGAUCAACGGUGCUGCUUUGCCAAAGGAAAUCCACCCUGUGGAUGCGGCUCCUGCGAAGGAGCAAGCGACUGGAGAUGCGGUUACCAGGUUACCAGUCACAGCGGCAUCAGCAGGUGCUGUUCUGAACUCUCCUGCGUCCGUUCUUCUAGAGCCCCAAGACUCGGUAUCGGGCAGCGAUAGCACCCGCAGCUUUGUGCUUGAUGAUACGAGCUCGGAUAGUAUGGAUGGCGGAGGGGAGAGGGAAGAAGGCGGGGUUGAGAGGAGUGAGAGGAAGGAGGUCGGGAGGGGGAAGGAAGGGGAAGAGGAGGAGGAAGAAGAGGAGGUGAGCAGUGAGCGGAGGGAUGAGGAGAGGGUGGAGAAGGAGCGGGGUAUUGGCUCUGAGAUGGAUGGUCAGCGUGAUGUUGAUUGUGAAGAGGUUGGUGGGGAUCGAAAGGGAGCGGGAGCGGUAGAGAGCGGUGGUGAUGGGGAGGGAGUGGUCGAGGAGGAGGGAGAGGACGAAAAAGGAGGUGUUGGGGAAUGCGAGGCAUUGAGAGGAGAGGAGGAAGAGGAGGUAGAGGAGGAAGAGGAGGAAGAGGAUGAGGAAGACGACGAGGAGGAGGAAGAGGAGGAGGAAGAAGUAGAGGAUCACCUAGCUCACGCUAAGAGGGAAAGGGAGCAAGAGGAAAGAAAGGCGGAGGCAGAAAAGCGGAGGGCGGAGGUGGAGGAGAGGAGCAGGCGGAGGGCGCUUCAGUUGCAGGAGGAGGAGGAGGCAGAGCUGCAUAAGCACUUCUUGGGUAAACGAUCCCAUUUCGCCGACACCGCUCGUGCCUUUUCUGCUGAAACUGCGCAUGGAGUUUCUGCUACUGCUGCUACUGCUACCAAUGCCACUGCUGCUGUGGCUGGUGCUGCUGGUGCUGGUGUUGCUGGUGUUGCUGGUGCUUCUGCUGCUGGUGCUACCGCUCCUGCAGAAACCGCGUUGGCUCUUGUUGUUAGAGGAGGAGUUUCCGGGGCACUGGCUGUUCCGAGGCCGGUCAGGGGAGCUGGGACAGCUGAAGUCGACUCAGAGGAAGAUGACGAGCAGCUUCCACGAAAGCGCGCUUCCUUUAGCAGCAGCAGCAGCAGUCCAGCGGUCGCCGCUGCCGCCGCUGCCGCUGCUGCAGCUGCUGCGGUUGCGGUUGCUGCAGCUGCUAACGCACGCGGGGGGGAGCUGGGAGAAGUGGCGGCGGCUGCAGCAAAGGGAGGAUUCAGCAUGGGAGCAGUCGGCGGAGGGGGAGGGGGAGGGGGAGGGGAAGGGGCCAUGGUUGGUUGUGGGCAUCAUCACCACACCAGCUUUAUAGCAGUGGGCAGCAGGCGACGAAGCAGCAGCAGCAGCAGCAGCAGCAGCAGCAGCAGCAGCAGCAGCAGCAGGAAGGGAGGUGAUGAGAGUGUGACGCGCAUUGAGAGUCCUGUGUCGCGCAUUCCCCAGUGCAUUCUGCGGGACUUGUCUCUCCCCAAUGGCCUUGUCUUCUCUGCCAUGCCUACUGCUGCUGCUAGCGCCAAAACUGCAAGUGAUUGCGCCAUUGGCACGUUCCAAAAGGGAUCAGCUGCAGUCACAACCAUCAAGGCACCCCUCACCUCCCUUCCCCUUGGCGCUGCUGCUGCUGCUGCUGUUGCUGCUCUACCCCCCCUGGUACCAUCUCCCGUUCCCUCUUUCGCCUCCUCACUCCUAGCACCGGAUUCCAUCCCCCCUCCCGUCACAUCCCCCGCCACCAUCCCACCCCACCUCCCACCCCGACCCACCCCCUCUCCUUCCCCCUUCCCCUCCCCUCUCGCCCACCUCAAAGCCACGGACCCUCUCCUCCUCGCCCUCCCUACUUCCAACGCCCCUCCUCCGCUCCUAGACGGGAUGGGGUCGGCUAUAGCGCUGCAGGGAGGGGGGUUCUUAGCGUCUAUGUCUGGGCAGCACUUUGGAGAAGGGGCCACGCGGCUGGUGAUGCAAUUCUCUCGCUCCAUGGUCAUCCCGUCAGAACUAGCGUCCUUAGCGUCGUCUGAAGCAGGAUCUUCUAAGCUCCUGCCUCUCCCUUCUGGAGGUGCUGCUGCUACUGCCGGAGCUGCCACUGCUGGCGCCGCUGCUGCUGCUGCUGCUGCUGCUGCUGCUGCUGGUUCUGAUCCCUCCUCCGUGCUCCCGCUCCUGCAGCGCCUAGCAGCGGCCUCUGCUGCGGAUCCUUCCGCCCCGUCCCUCACAGACCAAGUCCUGGCGCUCAUGCCCCUCCCAGACAUCAGCGGGAAGCCUCUCGAGCAGAUUGCAGCUGAAGGGAUGGCUUAUCUCGAAGGAGGGUGGAACUGGGAGGGAGGAGUGGGAGGAUUGGGAGGUUCGGGAGGGUUGGGAGGAGUUGGAGGGUUGGCGGGAGGGGUUAGAGGGAGUUUGGAGGGGCAGGAGCUGGGACGGACAAGGGGAUAUUUGCAAGGGAGCCAGGGAGGCUACCUGGAGGGACACCUGGGAGGAUACCUGGAGGGCGUUUCAGGUGGUUCUUCAGGUGCUAUCAUCAGCCGUGGCAGCUCCUCUGCAGUCUCAGUCUCCCACUCUUCCUCUGCCCUCUCCUCCUCUUCCUCCUCUGCUCUGGCUGUGAGGCAGGCACAGGCAGCAGCAGCCUUGGCUCGCCUGCGACGCCGGGGGCAGCACCUAAUAGGCAGCAGCGGAGGAGGAGGAGGAGAAGGAAGAGGAGCAGGAGGAGGGGAAAGGAAUCAGUCUCUAGGGGAGUGUGAAGAGGAGGAGGAGAUGGAUAGGGAACUCAGGCAGGCGCUUGUGCUGAUGGGCAAGAGCGGAGGGAACAUGGUUCUCGCUGGUACGAGUGAUGCUACCGGUAGGACUCUAGCCAUGGGCACGGGUAGUGCAGAAGGGAACAUGAUUUCUGGAAAUGCUGGGAUGGCAGGCACAACUUUAGCUGCUGCCUUGGAGGCAGUGGGAGAGGAUGAGGAUGAGUAUGUGGGUUUGGGUGAGCUGGGGGCCUUGGCUGUGGAGCAGAUAGAAGCUCUGUUAGUGGAAGGGCUUAGAGUGCAGAAUGAUCAAAGCGAGUUGCACGCACCAGGGGCUAUUACCCUGGGAGAAUCCGGGCAGUUGGGGUAUUCUGCGGGUUACCCUGCGGGUUACGUGACUGGCGGGUCGAGGGGUGUUCUGGGCGGUGCUGGUUACCAGUCUAGUGGUAACCAGAUUGCUGGUAACCAGACUGGUGGUUACAUUGGGGGAGGUGGGCCGAGAGGGCUGCUUGGGGCAGCGCUGACAGUGGAGGAGUGGCAGCAGCUGGAUGCAGGGGUGUGGGAUGCAGUGGAGUCCGAUAGAGAUGCUCAGGAGGUGCUGCGAGCACACUGCAAGGCUCAUGGGAUAGCAGGGCUGCUGGAGGGGAGCGAGGGGGAUGAGGGGAAGCAGAUGGUGCUGCGCGGUGCAGAUGGGUUUGGAGGGCAGUUGGUGCCUGCAGGGAGUGUGGAUGCAGGCUGCAUGACCGUAGGAGGCUGGGAGGGUGAGUCUAGGCAGAUGGUGGGGGGCUUUGGAAGGGGAAUGGGGUUGACAGCAGGCCAAAGAAACACAGUAACAGGGGGUGUGGUGGGGAACAGUGUAACAGGGGGUGUGGUUGGUAACCCUGUAACAGGGGGUAUGCUAGGAGACAAUGUGACAGUGGCCAUGGUGGUUCAGCUGAGGGAUCCUCUGCGGAACUUUGAGCCAGUGGGAGCACCGAUGAUGGCGAUGCUGCAAGCAGAGAGAGCACCAACACCCGCACCAGCACCACCUGCUGCUGCCGCUGGUCGCAUUCCUGGUAUUGGCGGCGGCGGUGGUGGUGGAGGUGUUGCUGGUUUGGGUGGUCCCACCUCUUCUGCUCUCGGCACGCACCACCACCCUCACCUCAUGGGAAGCCACCAGCAUCAAGCCCUGUUGGAAGGGUACUGUGCUCAAGGUCUUUUGGAGCACGCUGCCUCGCCUAUCCAUGGCUCUGCCACCCACACUGAUAGUGCCAUCAGGGCCCAGCUUUCCUUGGAAUAUUCUGAGGUUGAUGCAACCGGCUCAGCACAGACGGCGCUACAGCCGUGGCAUGGUGCCAGCUCAGCACCAUCUGCGCUACAGCCGUGGACUAACGCCACAGGCACAGGCCAUCACAGCCAUGUCACCUCGGCUGUCUCUCAUCCCUCUGCUGCCCGACCCCCAACGUUCCCCUCCACCGCCCCACCCCGAUUCAAGCUUAAAGCAGUGCAUGUGGCCGGGCUGAAAGCAGAAGAGGCACCAGGGAGAGGGUGGGGGUCGCAGAAGCAAGCACAGGCAGGGGGGAGGUGGCUGGCGGCAAACGGCAUGGGGAAGAGGCAGGAGGGGAAGGGCGGUGCGAGUGGGUUGUUUGGGAAGCAUGCGAAGCCGGCUAAGAUAGAAGCUCUGUUAGUGGAAGGGCUUAGAGUGCAGAAUGAUCAAAGCGAGUUGCACGCACCAGGGGCUAUUACCCUGGGAGAAUCCGGGCAGUUGGGGUAUUCUGCGGGUUACCCUGCGGGUUACGUGACUGGCGGGUCGAGGGGUGUUCUGGGCGGUGCUGGUUACCAGUCUAGUUGUAACCAGAUUGCUGGUAACCAGACUGGUGGUUACAUUGGGGGAGGUGGGCCGAGAGGGCUGCUUGGGGCAGCGCUGACAGUGGAGGAGUGGCAGCAGCUGGAUGCAGGGGUGUGGGAUGCAGUGGAGUCCGAUAGAGAUGCUCAGGAGGUGCUGCGAGCACACUGCAAGGCUCAUGGGAUAGCAGGGCUGCUGGAGGGGAGCGAGGGGGAUGAGGGGAAGCAGAUGGUGCUGCGCGGUGCAGAUGGGUUUGGAGGGCAGUUGGUGCCUGCAGGGAGUGUGGAUGCAGGCUGCAUGACCGUAGGAGGCUGGGAGGGUGAGUCUAGGCAGAUGGUGGGGGGCUUUGGAAGGGGAAUGGGGUUGACAGCAGGCCAAAGAAACACAGUAACAGGGGGUGUGGUGGGGAACAGUGUAACAGGGGGUGUGGUUGGUAACCCUGUAACAGGGGGUAUGCUAGGAGACAAUGUGACAGUGGCCAUGGUGGUUCAGCUGAGGGAUCCUCUGCGGAAUUUUGAGCCAGUGGGAGCACCGAUGAUGGCGAUGCUGCAAGCAGAGAGAGCACCAACACCCGCACCAGCACCACCUGCUGCUGCCGCUGGUCGCAUUCCUGGUAUUGGCGGCGGCGGUGGUGGUGGAGGUGUUGCUGGUUUGGGUGGUCCCACCUCUUCUGCUCUCGGCACGCACCACCACCCUCACCUCAUGGGAAGCCACCAGCAUCAAGCCCUGUUGGAAGGGUACUGUGCUCAAGGUCUUUUGGAGCACGCUGCCUCGCCUAUCCAUGGCUCUGCCACCCACACUGAUAGUGCCAUCAGGGCCCAGCUUUCCUUGGAAUAUUCUGAGGUUGAUGCAACCGGCUCAGCACAGACGGCGCUACAGCCGUGGCAUGGUGCCAGCUCAGCACCAUCUGCGCUACAGCCGUGGACUAACGCCACAGGCACAGGCCAUCACAGCCAUGUCACCUCGGCUGUCUCUCAUCCCUCUGCUGCCCGACCCCCAACGUUCCCCUCCACCGCCCCACCCCGAUUCAAGCUUAAAGCAGUGCAUGUGGCCGGGCUGAAAGCAGAAGAGGCACCAGGGAGAGGGUGGGGGUCGCAGAAGCAAGCACAGGCAGGGGGGAGGUGGCUGGCGGCAAACGGCAUGGGGAAGAGGCAGGAGGGGAAGGGCGGUGCGAGUGGGUUGUUUGGGAAGCAUGCGAAGCCGGCUAAGGUGACGGUUCAGCCUGGGGAUACGCUGUGGAGUCUUUCCCAGAAGGUUCAUGGGAGUGGGAUGAAGUGGACCGAGGUUGUGAAGCUGAACCCGCAGAUUCGGAAUCCGGACCUGAUUUUGCCGAGCCAGAAGAUUCGGAUGAGGAGAUGA